Messenger RNA from Marasmius oreades (fairy-ring Marasmius), 1506 nucleotides. RefSeq lists its product as uncharacterized. Gene Ontology annotation, molecular function: ATP binding; protein kinase activity. Lineage: Eukaryota; Fungi; Basidiomycota; Agaricomycetes; Agaricales; Marasmiaceae. Gene Ontology annotation, biological process: protein phosphorylation. The record is from RefSeq and is a predicted model, not a curated record. The transcript is spliced from 7 exons. Bases 1 to 1506 code for a protein of 501 amino acids.
AUGCGUGCACCACGAAAACCUACGAGUACGCCGGAAUUCGAGCAAGUCCUUCAACAAAUUCAGGGAAUCAUCAAUAAUGAGCAGCACCGAAAGGAACUGCUCAAAGCAGAUGGUAACGACGCUCAAGAAUGGCUCGACUUAUUCCAACUGCUUGCUGAAUACCCAAACGCUGCCACGAAGCUACGGUCCUGGAUAUUCAAAUUAAUGAUUCGUCUCUCUAGAGCAUCCGGUCUAUAUCCGCAAUGCCUUACAAUUCGGGAUGUAGAGAAGCUGGGUAAUUAUCCGGUUGGAGGAGGCGCGUUUGGGGAUGUAUGGAAAGGAAGAAUUGGGGAACAACUUGUGUGUUUGAAGGUGGCCAGGGCAUUCGAGGCGUCUGAUAUGAAGCAGAUUAUUAAGGAUUAUAUGCAGGAAGCAAUCCUCUGGCGUCAGCUGAACCACCCAAACCUCUUGCCCUUCAUGGGAAUCUAUUACUCGGACACGGAACGGAAACAGCUGUGCCUUGUGUCACCAUGGAUGGAGCGAGGAAACCUCGUCCAGUUCUUGAAGAACACUGCCCCCAAUCUUGUCGAUCAUGAUCUACUGGCAUAUGAUGUUGCCUGUGGUCUGACGUAUUUACACGAGAAGAAUAUCGUCCAUGGCGACCUGAAAGGAGUCAACAUACUGAUUACUCCUGAUCUAAGAGCAUGCAUUGGAGACUUCGGUUUAUCGCGCGUAUCUGCCACUCAAAUAUUGCUUUCAGAGACGAGUCGUUCGAAGGGAACAACGCGAUGGCUUGCACCCGAAAUACUGAGGCCUGGUCCAAACUGCUUCCCUUCUAAGCAGAGCGACGUCUAUGCUUACGCUUGCGUGUGCUAUGAAAUUUUCACAGAACGGAUUCCCUUCUAUGAAUUGGCUGAGGCAGCAAUUGUCUUUGCGGUCUUGAUAGACAAACAGCAUCCUUCACGUCCUGAGAGCUGUGAGAAACUGCGGGGCCCGAUGUGGGAUAUGAUGGUGACAUGCUGGAACGAAGCGCCAUUUUCUCGACCGACCAUGGCGGAUGUUCAGGCUCGUAUGCGCGGAAUGAAUGCGGAUCGUCGAUUGGAACUGGCUUCCAGUUGGAAUGACCCUACCUUCACGCAGAUAUGGAACGACAUAGAGCGUCCGCCAGUUACUCAUAUUCUUGAAACCACUCCACUGCAAGGUCCAGCUGCAAAUGUUCACUCUCGUGGACAGGCCGUGUACUGGCAAUCGCAUGCUGGUCGUCCUACCUCGGAUCAGCCCCUGUUGUACAGAGAGAUUUCGUACGUAAACAGGCCUGGUUCCGAAAGACAUGUUACAGGAACUUCUCCUUCAGUGCCAAGCGCGCCCGACUUCAAUAGUGGGCUAUUCGUACCGCUGGAAAACGCUCUCAACAACUUUGAGCAGGACUCUGGGCAACGGUUCGAUGUCCAAAAUAUCUGUGGUCAAGAUGGGAUGCAGGUAGAAGGGGGACUCCGAGGAAUGGGAGGAACGACACCACCUCAGUGA